GUUCAGGUGCUCAAUCCCAGCAGUGACAGUGAUCUCCGAGCAUCUCAUCUACAUCCUUAUCCUUGCUAUCAGAUACAUCUGGUGGGUUGCAAUCAAGAUUAUAGGCCCUGAGAUUACGGGUUUUGGAGCAGGGCAAUGAGAUUGGCGUUGUUGGUGAAAAUAAGGUAGGUUUUGUAGAUGGAACCUGCUUGAAAAGUUCAUACAAAGGCGAAUUGACAAUGCAAUGGGAGGGAGGCAAUGUUGUAGUGCUCUCAUGGAUCAGCGGCACCGUGACAUCACGAGUUUGUUGACUACGAUCAUCUAUGCAUCUAAUGCGAAGCAAGGACACGAGCUGGUGUUUACAGACAAAAAUUGCAGGCCACAGGCGGAUAUUCACACCAAACAUGUCUAUCUCAUAUUUAAAUUCCUAAGGAGAGGCUCCAAGUUCACAUAAAUGCAGCUACAAGUACAGACAGACACCAACUUAGACAAUUAGUGUUCAGCACUUCUGCAUCAAAGAAAAUAAAGCCACCAUCUCCUUCCAAGCUCUUACAUAAACAUACAAGGCAACCAUCUCCUAUAUACUUAUUUUCUGUACCUCCUAGGCGUUAUGUUGAUAAUAACAUACUUACCUUUCUCAAAUAAGGCAACCGCCUCCUAUAUUUUAGGACUAAAAUGGAGCUAAAUGAAUAGCUACAGCCACAUGCAGUACUCAUACCACUAUCUCUUCAAGGCCAUAUAACUCCAUUCAUACACAUUUCCAUGAAGCUUGCCUCAAAAGGGUUUACCAUCACCUUUGUCAUCACAGAAUCAAUUCACCAGCAGAUAGCUACAGCUCAGUCACUUAAAGAUGACAAUAACCCUUUCUCCCAGGGACAGAAAUGCGGUCUUGACAUUCGUUAUGCCAAAAUUAGUGAUGGUUUUCCACUGAGUUUCAAUAGGGGGGCCAAUGCAAGCCAGUUCGUGGAAGGUCUCAUUCAUGUUUUCCAAGCUCAUGUGGAUGACUUCAUUGAAAAUCUAGUCCUCUCAAAACCAAACCCACCAAUAUCUUGUAGAAUAGCUGACAGUUUCCAUGUAUGGGCAUCAACAAUUGCCAAGAAAUAUAAUCUUGUCAAUACUACAUUUUGGACUGAACCAGCAACAGUGCUUACAGUCUACUAUCACAUGGACCUGCUCAAGCGUAAUGGCCACUUUGGGCGUCAUGAUAAGCGCGAAGACACCAUUAGAUACAUACCUGAAAUCCAAGCCAUUGAACGAGCAGAUUUACCUUCAUAUUGUCAAGAUGCUGAUCCAAGCAGCGUGAUGCCCCAUUUUGUGUUCAAGUGUCUUGAAGAUGCACAGAAAGCAGACCUUGUCAUCGGUAAUACAGUGCAAGAGCGAGAGUCUUCAUACAUCUCGGCCUUACAAGAGAAGCAGACCUUUUAUGCGAUUGGGCCAGUCUUCCCCACAGGCUUCACAAAGAGAACAAUCUCAACAAGCCUUCUACCGGCAUCAUCCGAUUACACUGACUAGCUCAAUAGAAAACAAGGUGGUACUGUGUUAUACAUCUCAUUUGGUAGUCUUGUUAAUUUGAGUAAACAGGAUAUUCUAGAAAUAGCACAAGGCAUUCUGACAAGUAAGGUGAGUUUCAUUUGGGUGCUACGUCACGAUAUCUUAGGUUCUGGAGAAAGAAACAUUUUGCCUCUUGGAUUUGAGGAAGAAACUACAGGUAGAGGAUUGAUUGUGCCAUGGUGCUCUCAACUGGCUGUACUAUCACAUCCGGAAGUUGGAGGAUUUUCAACUCUUUGUGGGUGGAAUUCAAUCUUGGAGGGAAUAUGGUGUAAAGUUCCAAUGGUGUGCUUUCCUAUUAUGAUGGAUCAAUUCACUAACAGGAAAUUAGUGGUUGAUGGUUGGCGGAUUGGUGUUGUUAGCAUGAUAUCAAUAUUGUAUAUUAAUGUAAUCAUAUACUGUUGUAUAUCAGUGUAAUUACAUAAAUUUGAUUUAGUAGUUAAAGAGAAUAAUAGUGACUUUAGUAAGAACAGAUUUGGUGGGAUAGAAUAACAGAUUUAGAGGGAUAGAAAAGCUGAUUUUUAGGGAUAGGAAGACGGAUCUUUGGGGAUGUAAUCAUUGAAUAUUUUCUAUUUAAUGACAAGAC
Capsicum annuum is the source of this 2113-nucleotide messenger RNA. Its product is annotated as UDP-glycosyltransferase 86A1-like. Lineage: Eukaryota; Viridiplantae; Streptophyta; Magnoliopsida; Solanales; Solanaceae. The record is from RefSeq and is a predicted model, not a curated record.